This is a messenger RNA of Sceloporus undulatus (fence lizard), 6199 nucleotides long. RefSeq names its product collagen type IV alpha 1 chain (gene COL4A1). Gene Ontology annotation, cellular component: basement membrane; collagen trimer. The record is from RefSeq and is a predicted model, not a curated record. Gene Ontology annotation, molecular function: extracellular matrix structural constituent. Lineage: Eukaryota; Metazoa; Chordata; Lepidosauria; Squamata; Phrynosomatidae.
UGGGCAGCCGGGCUUGAGAAGUCCUUGUCUCUGGCGCGGCUUAGAAGCGCCUCAGGCGGGACUCCGAAGGGAUGGCUGCUGCGCUGCCCCUGGCUGCCUUCCUCCUCCUCCUCCUCUUCUUCCUCCUGGAGAGCCCCAGGACGGCCCAGGCGGCGGCGGCUUGUUCUGGCUGUGGAAAAUGUGACUGCAGUGGAGUAAAGGGCCAAAAAGGUGAGAGAGGUUUGCCAGGUUUACAAGGUUUGGUUGGUUUUCCUGGAGUACAAGGACCGGAAGGGCCCCCAGGGUCCCCAGGACUGAAGGGUGAUACUGGAGAACCGGGACUACCAGGAACAAAAGGGACAAGAGGUCCACCUGGUCAUGCAGGCUACCCAGGAAAUCCUGGCCUUCCUGGCAUCCCUGGAGGAGACGGCCCCCCAGGUCCUCCUGGCAUCCCAGGAUGCAAUGGAACAAAGGGUGAAAGAGGUCCAGUUGGCCCUCCAGGUUUACCUGGUUUACCUGGAAAUCUAGGGCCUCCAGGACUUCCAGGAAUAAAGGGAGAUCCAGGUGAAUUUAUUGGACUCACACCAGAUGGUGUACUAAAAGGUGAAAAAGGAUUUCAUGGCCAACCUGGAUCACCAGGAUUACCUGGUUUACCAGGUGCUGAAGGCCCUAUUGGACCAUCUGGACCUCCUGGAAGACCAGGUCCUCCAGGACCACCUGGUCCCCCAGGUCCAAAGGGUCACAUGGGCUUGGGUUUCCAGGGACCAAAAGGUGAUAAGGGUGAACGGGGAGUCAUGGGUCCUCCUGGUCCCCAAGGAGCUGCUCCAGUAGAAGGAGAGAAAGGGACUGUAAUCAUCCGUGGAGAGAAAGGCGAUCCUGGUGAAAAGGGUGACCCUGGCCUUCCAGGAUCACCAGGACUAGUUAUCAAAGGCGAGAAAGGUGAACCUGGGAAACCUGGUGCACGGGGAAGACCUGGGAAGGAUGGAGAGGAUGGAGAGAAGGGAAGAAGUGGAGACCCUGGCCAACCAGGAUUUCCAGGAUUACCCGGAGCAUAUGGCCCUAAAGGAGAUAAGGGUGUAACAGGUCUACCAGGACUUCCAGGAAUAGUUAUAGGUACAGAGGAAGAAGAAGUGUAUGGUGAAAAGGGAGACCCAGGUCCUCCAGGAUUCGCAGGACCAAAAGGUGAACCAGGUCCAAAAGGUUUUCCUGGAGUGCCGGGAACACCGGGUCCUCCAGGGCAACCCAGUCCAGGGAUAACAGGAGCACCUGGUUUUCCUGGGGAAAGAGGAGAAAAAGGUGACCAAGGCCCCCCUGGACUUCCUCUAUAUGGGCCAAAAGGGAGAAAUGGACCUCCAGGACCUCGUGGCUUCCCAGGGCCUCCAGGCCCACCUGGCAUAACAGAUGGAAUUCUGGAGUGCCAGCCUGGUGAGCCUGGUGACCCAGGCUCACCAGGACUCCCUGGUCAACAUGGCUUCUCAGGAGAAAGAGGAGAAAAAGGUGAAAAAGGUGAACUCUGUUUUGCCUGUGAUGCAGCUGGCCUUCCUGGAUCUCCAGGCCCUCAGGGGAAUCCAGGGGAACCAGGUAUUCCAGGACCUCCAGGUGCUAAAGGCGACAGAGGUCGUCCUGGAUUUGAUGGCAUUCCAGGAGUGGUAGGACCACCAGGUUUGCCUGGAUUGAUUGGAAAUCCAGGAGCAAAAGGAGAACCUGGAGACGUCUUCCUUGACUCUGAUUUAAAAGGAGAAAAAGGAGCUACUGGCUUCCCUGGAACUCCAGGCUUCCCUGGGAGAGACGGAAAUCCGGGGCGUGAUGGUUUGCCAGGUGCUCCAGGACCUAAAGGUGCAUCGGGAACCAUUGGGCUGAAAGGAGACCGUGGCCCCCCAGGGACAAGUGGUUUCCCAGGAGCUCGUGGGGAGAAAGGCUUUCCUGGUCCGCCAGGAGUUGGGCCUUCUGGACCACCUGGUGAUAAAGGGGACACAGGAAUUUCAGGGUUCCCUGGCACUCCUGGAAGUCCAGGACCUAAAGGUGAAGCUGGCCGAGCCAUUCCUUUGCCUGGUGCCCCAGGGGCAGAUGGUAUACCUGGUGCUCCUGGAUUUCCAGGCAUCCAAGGUGACAAGGGAGAUCCAGGCAUUACAGGAAGGCCUGGCCCACCAGGUGAAAAAGGCCUGACAGGACCACCAGGAAUAGGGUUUCCUGGCCUUCCGGGACCUCCAGGUUUCCCAGGACAGACAGGUGCACCAGGUUUACCUGGAGGGAAAGGAGAUACUGGUCCCCAAGGAUUACCAGGUACACCAGGACUACAAGGCCAAAAAGGUGAACCAGGACUUGGUCUCCCAGGCCCCAAAGGUUUUCCUGGUGCAAAAGGGCAAGAUGGGUUUCCUGGAGCAAAAGGUGAUCAAGGGUAUCCUGGUCAACCUGGAGAAAAAGGAUUUCCAGGUGUACCUGGCCAGCCAGGAUCCCAAGGUGAGCCUGGUCCUGCUGGAUUACCAGGUGUACAGGGCUCCCCCGGUGUGCCAGGAAUAGGACCUCCUGGGCCCCCUGGGCCCCCAGGCCCAACUGGCCCUCCAGGAUCAAUAGGAGUGUCAGGAAUAAAAGGAGAAAGGGGCUACCCAGGUAUCCCUGGACUAGAUAUGCCAGGGCCAAAAGGAGAUAAGGGUAGCCAAGGACCAACAGGGCUGCCAGGGCUGCAAGGGAUACCAGGGGUACCUGGCUCACAAGGACGAGAAGGGAAACCAGGCAUUCCAGGAACCAAAGGUGAAAUGGGAGUUAUGGGAACCCCUGGAAUUCAGGGUCCUCCUGGCCCUAUAGGAUCACCUGGACUUCCAGGUGAAAAAGGUGACAUAGGCUUUCCGGGAGUAGCUGGACAAAGAGGUAACCCUGGUUUAAAAGGCGAAAAGGGUGAAGUUGGUCUACCAGGGGAGCCAGGAUCAAUGGAUCAUGUAGACAUGGAAAACAUGAAAGGCCAAAAAGGAGACCAAGGCAGUAAAGGGCAACCUGGACCAAGUGGAGAGAAAGGAACUCAAGGGGAUCCUGGCAUACCAGGAAUGCCAGGCAAGGAUGGAGAUCCUGGCUUACCUGGCGAAGCAGGGCCAAAAGGGGACGCAGGCCUUCCAGGAUACCAGGGUGAACCUGGGCCUCCUGGACAAAAGGGAUCUUCAGGAGAAAUGGGUCUGCCAGGGCAAUCAGGAGAAAAGGGUGUGCAGGGUCUUCCAGGUGAAGCUGGUAGACCAGGGUUUCCUGGAGAAAAAGGUGUGAAAGGGGAGAAAGGACAACCUGGAUUCCCAGGAAUUGGCUUCCCUGGGGCUCCUGGUGAGAAGGGAGAGCCAGGAUGGACAGGUAGCCCAGGUGUACCUGGGGAAAAAGGUGAAAAGGGUGCUCUAGGAAUUACAGGAUUCCCUGGGGCACCAGGUGCCAAAGGGCAGCCAGGUCUUCCAGGUUCUCCAGGUGUUCCCGGAAUCCCAGGUGAAAGAGGGGAAAAAGGAACCCCAGGUUUGCAUGGUUUUCCGGGCUUAAAAGGACAAACAGGUGAUCCUGGACCCUCUGGCCCACCAGGUAUUUCUGGAGAAAAGGGUGAGCCAGGUUAUGAUGGAAUCCCAGGCUCAUCUGGUCCAAAGGGUGAGCCAGGUAUUCCAGGUAGAGGACUUCCGGGACUUCCAGGAGCCAAGGGAGAAAGAGGUGCAAAAGGAGAUGUGGGUUUCCCGGGAGCUGCAGGAAGUCCAGGGAUUCCUGGUGUAAAAGGAGAACCAGGAUUUGCCGGCCCACAGGGUCCCCCAGGCCAAGCAGGACUUCCUGGAUUACCAGGCAGAAUUGGAGAGGGACCAAAGGGUGACCGGGGACCUCAAGGUCGACCAGGCCUUCAAGGGCCUCCUGGUCCUCAAGGAUCUUCUGGGGCUCCAGGGCUAUCAGGGGCAAAAGGAGAAAAAGGAAGUGCAGGUUGGCCAGGGCCACCUGGGAGACCUGGACUGAAAGGAGACCCGGGAGCUCAAGGAAUCCCUGGCAAUGUUGGCUUCCCUGGAGCUGCUGGUCAAAAAGGUGACAUUGGAACUCCUGGAAUACCAGGCCCUCAAGGUCCAAGAGGUCCUCCAGGAGUCCCUGGACUCAAAGGAGAACAAGGUGAUCAAGGCUUUCCUGGAGCAAAAGGCUUCCCAGGCCCACCUGGUCCUCCAGGCCCUUUCCAACUUCUGAAAGGUGAACCAGGCUUACCUGGUCUGCAAGGCCCACCUGGCGCUAAAGGAUCCUCUGGUCCUCCAGGACCAAAAGGACAACAAGGUGUGACAGGCCCUUUUGGUUUAAAUGGUUCCCCAGGACUUCCAGGAUUUGAUGGAACACCUGGUCAGAAAGGAGAAACUGGCCCUGUUGGCCCACCAGGUCCAAGAGGCCUACCCGGUCCACCCGGUCCUGAAGGUGUGCCAGGGUCUAUGGGUCCACCAGGCAGUCCCUCUGUAGCUCAUGGCUUCCUUGUGACCCGACACAGCCAAACCAUUGAAGAGCCACCAUGUCCUUCUGGAACGAGACUAAUGUUCAAUGGAUAUUCUUUGCUUUAUAUACAAGGAAAUGAACGGGCCCAUGGCCAGGACUUGGGUACAGCAGGAAGUUGUCUGCGUAAAUUCAGCACAAUGCCUUUCCUGUUUUGUAACAUUAACAAUGUUUGCAAUUUUGCCUCAAGAAAUGAUUAUUCUUACUGGUUGUCUACCCCUGAGCCAAUGCCAAUGAGCAUGGCUCCCAUUACAGGAGAAAGCAUCAAGCCUUUUAUCAGUAGAUGUGCUGUGUGUGAAGCUCCUGCUAUGGUGAUGGCAGUUCACAGUCAAACUAUUCAAAUUCCACCAUGUCCAGAAGGCUGGAGAUCUCUUUGGAUAGGCUAUUCCUUUGUGAUGCAUACCAGUGCUGGUGCAGAAGGAUCAGGGCAAGCCCUGGCCUCUCCUGGUUCCUGUCUUGAAGAGUUCCGCAGUGCUCCAUUCAUUGAAUGCCAUGGCAAAGGCACCUGCAAUUAUUAUGCCAAUGCUUAUAGUUUCUGGCUGGCCACUAUUGAGAGAAAUGAAAUGUUCAAAAAACCUACUCCUUCCACGCUGAAAGCAGGGGAACUACGCUCAAAUGUUAGCCGUUGCCAAGUCUGUAUGAGAAGAACAUAAUGACUUUCCAGGUGUACCUAAUGUCACAAUAUGGUGCUAUUCCGUUAACAGCAGUGAUGUUUAGGCAUGUAUCCUACAUACCUCAUUGCCAGGUAUGAAAACAGUCACGUGCCUUACCAGAACUUACCUAACUAAACUCUCUGCUUUCCUGGUCCUUUACUUGCUGAAGAGAAAGAAGCUACAAUCAAGAUAAGCUUUUAACAGCAUUUUCAGAUAUAUAUACGUUAUAUAUCAAUGUGAUGCACUGAUAACCACCCUAAAUCAAGAACUAAAAUAAACCAAGGUGCUAAGAGGGAUAGUGCUCUGCUUCAUGUGUGCAACUCCCCUUUUCUAUUUGUAAGUAUUAUAUAUAUUGGAAUACUUUAUCAAAAAAUUUGUAAUCCCUUCAUAUCUUGAAUUCCCAGGCUAUUUAUACUUAAGAUUGUUGUACAAAUUUAUACUAAUAUAAAUAAGAGUUCUGGAAAUAGGUAUGACUGAACAGCAAGAUUUCUUAUUGAAACAAAGGAGGCACCGACGUGCAAACUUUCCCUCUCGUUUUAAUUGUGUGCCUUAAAUGAGUCUUCCAACAAAAGAAAACAGAAUUCUUCCCAAUGAAACCUGUCACCCUCUUAGCUUUCUAUGGCCAGUUUUCCAAUGGAAUACAGAACACUCCAAUGUUUUUGCAAGCAUGUGUGUAUUUAGUAUUUAUGGCAACAGUUCGUUAAUUGUGGCUUUGCCUCCACCCCAUAACCACUCUCACCUUAAAAGAAGUGGGAAAUCAACUUCUUCAAGUAAAUGUCCAUUCAAAAAUGUAUGACAUGUUAUGAACUCCCUUUUCAUGUAUUUAAUAUCUUCAGGGUUUUAAGCACUAAUACACUGAAUGACUUGAUUUUGAACAGAUAAGCAGCUUUAAGAUUUGAUGGUUAGUCCAGGCUUUUUUUAAAUUUAAAAAAGCAGGUUUAUAUUGGAUUUCUAUCAAACAUGCCACUAUCUUGGAAAAUCUUUAUGUAAGAUUUUGCCAUAUAAUCAAGCCAAUAUAAAAUAUUUUUAAAGGUCAUUCCUUGAUGAUGUACUUCUUAAAAACUAAGAUUUGUAAUAAAAUUAUUUGUGUAAAA